Liolophura sinensis is the source of this 1537-nucleotide messenger RNA. RefSeq names its product NAD-dependent protein deacetylase sirtuin-2-like. Gene Ontology annotation, molecular function: histone deacetylase activity, NAD-dependent; NAD+ binding. Bases 295 to 1149 code for a protein of 284 amino acids. The record is from RefSeq and is a predicted model, not a curated record. Gene Ontology annotation, cellular component: nucleus. Lineage: Eukaryota; Metazoa; Mollusca; Polyplacophora; Chitonida; Chitonidae. The transcript has 13 exons.
GUCCCAGAUACAGAUAAGACAGAGGACAAUGAACCAAAAGGGGCUCCAAGUGACAAGGAAGGGCAGGCACCAAGUGCCAAGGAAGGGCAGGCACCAAGUGACAAGGAAGGGGAGUCAGAUGACCAAGGCAACCAAGAGGAAGGAGCUGGUGGAGGAGUAGGAGACUGGCUGUCUAAGCUUCUGCAACAAUCACUUGGUAUUGGUGCGGAAAAACCAGAACAACUUUUGAAAACUGUGGAUUUUGAAGGGAUAGCAGAUUUCAUCAAAACUAAGAAAGACUGCAAAAUUAUUACCAUGGCUGGUGCCGGUAUUUCUACUUCAGCAGGCAUUCCCGAUUUCCGCAGCCCGGGAAGUGGCCUCUAUGAUAACCUACAGAAGUACAACCUUCCAGACCCACAGGCCAUUUUCAGCAUAGAUUUUUUCAAGGAAAGUCCUGAGCCAUUCUUUGAGCUAGCCAGAGAGUUAUUUCCUGGACAGUUCAAGCCAACUCCGUGUCACUACUUCAUCAAGAUGUUGGAUGACAAAGGGCUGUUACUGAGGCAUUAUACACAGAAUAUUGACACCCUUGAGAGAGUAUCAGGUUUAAAUGGUGACAAGAUAGUAGAGGCUCAUGGAACCUUUCACACCUCGCACUGUUUGGCCUGCGGGAAGGAGUAUUGUCUGGACUGGAUGAAAAAUGAAGUGUUCAAAGGAGGUGUCCCAAAGUGUGAUGUUGAGGGGUGUGAAGGCGUUGUCAAACCAGACAUUGUUUUCUUUGGAGAAGCGCUGCCGAAAAGAUUCUUUGAUUGUGUGAAAAAGGAUAUGAUGGAGUGUGAUUUGUUGAUCAUCAUGGGAACCUCCCUGGUCGUUCAACCAUUUGCCUCCCUCACAAGCAGAGUUCCUGACACAACACCAAGACUUUAUAUUAAUCGAGAGAAAUCUCCUCCGAUGGAUCCAUUCAUGGACCUUCUGAUGGGAGGAGGGUCAGACUUUAAUGCUGACAAGGAAGGCAAUUACAGGGAUGUGUUUUGGGAAGGCAGUUGUGAUGAUGGAGCUCAGGCAUUGGCUACAUUACUUGGCUGGGGUGAGGAGCUGAAGACUACAGUAAAAACUGAACAGGCGAGAAUUGACAAAGAGACUAAAGAUUCUUCAGCUGCCAAAAAGUCAUAGUUCAAAGAUUUUCCGGUAUUAGUACAGCUCAUUAAAGUAAUGGGUAAAACUGAGUUAAAAUACUCCUUCGUUUAAAGAGAGCCUGUACAUACUGUUAACAUUGCUGAGGUAUGGUAUAAAGCUAGAUUUUCCAGUGAAAAAAACAUGCUUAGGCCAAACCAAUUUAAUUUUGUUUUUCACAGGUGAGCCUACAUUAAUAAAACUAAUUUUGUCUGAUGUUUCUUAAUGAUUUUUCGAAUCAUGUAAAUAUAUCGUCAGCGGGAAAAAUUGCUGGGGUAGUCCACAUUUUACUGAAUUUAGAUGACUUAGGUGUUUUAUUUGAAUUUUAAUACUUUCCAACAUUGAACAGUGAUUUAUUAUGCCUGUAAAACAACAAUUAAAUUGAUGU